Molecule: messenger RNA, 516 nt
Organism: Suillus clintonianus
Lineage: Eukaryota; Fungi; Basidiomycota; Agaricomycetes; Boletales; Suillaceae
Exons: 3
Coding region: 1-516 (171 amino acids)
Source: RefSeq, a predicted model, not a curated record
AUGAGCAUCCAGGACAUCGAUGAAACAGGUGUCAACUCAGACAUCCAUGAUUACUCAGAUCAGGCCCUUCAGCCUAUCGGCACUUAUGACCCGUACUAUAUCGGUACUUUCAGUCAGCCAUUUUGUCCCAGGUCCUCAAUUUCUAAACGAGUGUUCCAUGACCUUCAUCAGGAGGUUUUUGGAGCAGCACUCAUGCGAUGCUUCAACAUGCAUCCCAGUGUCUUGGCAGGCGAAGCGAGUCGGCACUUUCAUCUUGCUGUAUUGCGAAAUACUAGCGACACUAGCCUACAACAAUCUUUAAGCGCGUUGAAAGAUGAAAUUGGCACACGCGGGCCAACACGACUUCUUUCGAUGUGGAAAAGGUGCUGUCUUGGGUUCUUCCUCGAGUCAGAAAUGUUGGACCCGGUCACCUUUCUUUUCAACCCUUCCAUUUCGGCUGCCAUUGCUACCGCCAAUCAAGCACCCCUGGUUGUAGUAUUAGACCUAGUAAAAUGGGAACUACCAGUUUUGCCAUAG